Molecule: messenger RNA, 2610 nt
Organism: Zootermopsis nevadensis
Lineage: Eukaryota; Metazoa; Arthropoda; Insecta; Blattodea; Termopsidae
Source: RefSeq, a predicted model, not a curated record
CUUUCGUCAUUGGGGAAAGAGCUCAGCUGUGAGUCGGUUGUAGAAAAAGUGCGUCGUAGAGCAGACAAUUUCGUGCUGUUAAAACCAUUUAGAACAUCACAAGUUCUUUUCUUAUAUAAGAAUUAUUAAGAAGUCUGUGAAACUGCAUUCCACUCUCUCCAUUUUAUUUUUUAUUAAACUGAUCAUUGGCGGUGGACAUCGUAGUCUCUUCCUCUUGAUCAAAGUUUGAGGAGAUGGAGUUAAACCAAAGUCGCACAGAAGCAUUUGUCCGUCUGAAUAAACUAAGAGAGAGGAACUUCUUGUGUGACGCGGUGUUGAGGUCGGAGGACGGCGGCGUCUUUCCAGUACACAGAGUGAUUCUGUCGAUGAGCAGCGAAUAUUUCAGGGCCCUCUUCACGACAACACUGCACACCGGUGAGGCGACUAAUAUUCUCCUCCACGGAAUUAGCUCUGUCGUGAUGACCCAGAUACUGGAUUAUGUUUAUUUUCGCGAGGUGGACAUCCGCUCCGACAACGCAUGUAAGCUGCUUGUGGCGGCUGACUACUUGUGUAUUCCGGACAUUAUUAAACUCUGCUGCGACUACCUCAUGGACGCGAAGGACACGAUAGACGCCGACAACUGUUUCGGCAUCUUGCGUGUCGCAAGGUUACACUCCUUCGCCGACCUCAAGACUCACGCUCGUAGCUUCGUUCUGCGCCACUUCGUGGAACUGUCUCGGCAGAGCGAAGAACUGCUGGAACUGCCUGUAGAGGAGCUGCAAGCGAUAAUCGAGUCCGAGGAACUGAACGUGAAGGACGAGAAAGUUGUGUGGGAGUGCAUUCUCCGGUGGAUCAACCGCCACCCGGACAGCAGAAAAGGUCAAAUCGCGGGCCUUUUGAAGGGCGUCAGACUGGGACUACUUGACGAAACGUUUCUCAAGGAGGAGGUGUCAAAGCACCCGUACGUAACGGGAAAUAAGGCGUGCAAAGCCGUGAUCUCGGAGACGCUCACAUUCCUGGACGACGUGAAAAGUUUGACGAAGAAGUACAAGGAAUUCAUUACACCAAGGAUUGCCUACCCGCAAAUCCCACAGGACGUUUUAUUUGCUAUUGGUGGGUAUCGCGACGGAACAAUGACAGAUGUGAUCGAAGCGUACGACGCACGAGCAGACCGGUGGACUGUGGUGGAGGGGGUCGAUUCGAUCGGCCGGCGAGCCCACCAUCGCACGGCAGUAGUCGGAUUCGACAUUUACGUCGUCGGUGGUUGCAACGGCGAGGAAGUCUUAAGCUCAUGUUUCUGCUUCAACGCUGUUACGAAGACAUGCCGCGAGGUGGCGCCUAUGCAUGAAUGCAGAUACAAAUUAAGUGUGGCUGUUCUGCGAGGUUCAGUGUACGCCAUGGGCGGUGUGGCUUGUCGUGUGAUUCACAGAACGGCGGAAAUAUACGACCGAAAGUCGAACCAGUGGUCUAUGAUCGCUCCCAUGAACACAGGGCGAAUCUGUGCAAGUGCGGCUGCACUGAAUGACAAAAUAUACGUCGCUGGUGGAUGUGUUAAUCUUUUCAGUCCUCUAAACUCGGUGGAAGUUUAUGACCCCGACACCAACCGAUGGACUUUCGUUGCACCAAUGCUUUCUCGUCGUGCCUCUUUUUCCUGCGUCGAGUACCACGGCUGUCUGUACGCCCUAGGAGGAUUCAACGAGACAUCAGGCGUGAUCAGAACCGAAAAGUAUGACGCUGCAGAAGACACGUGGAUCAAGAUCCCUUACAUGAACUUCUAUGCACGUGGCUUAAACACAGAAGCGAUCGACGAUAUGAUCUUCGUCAUCAGUGGAUAUUAUAACGGGACAGAUUUCGUCUCACACGUCGCAUGUUUCCAUGACAAGGAAAAUCGAUGGUACCAACUGGCAGAGAUGAAUGUUUGUAGAAACUUUCUCUCGACUUGUGUCAUCAAGAACCUACCGAAUGCAAGCGAUUACGCCUACAAACACAGAGAGAAAAUGAUGGAGGAGCAAACCAAAAAAAGAAGGAGGAGCAACGUGCAAGAAGAAGGAGGAGAAAUGCUAACAAGAAGAAGGCGAAUCGUAAAAGAGUGUUAAAUUACAACCACGACGAACAAUUUAAUUUUAAUUACUUUAAUUGUGAAAAUAAUGUACAAAUUUGAAUUGAUGUAGGAGCUACAAAAACGUAGAGAGAAAUAUUGCUUGCAGCAAAGAAGGAAACAUUAUUUCUCCUCUUUAUUUUCUGCUCAAGAAUUCUUAUUGAAAUUAAUUAUUUUAGAGACGUUUAACCUUAUCUACAAUAUUACCAUCCAUCAACACACAGCAGUUUCACCUUACGUCUUGUAUUAAAUAAAUCUACUUGUGGCGACAUGUUUCUAAUUACGAAACCGUCUUCACGACUUCAGGGGAAGAUUAAAUGUUUUGCUUCAUGAACAUCGUUUAGGAAAACAUCAUUACGAAGGCAAAACACUGAGAAUUUUGUAUCGAUUUCUGAUCUGCUUGUGAUAUUUUAAGAAAUUGCACAAGUACAUUUGGCUGAGUUGCCCCGAUAUAUCGAAUAAUUUUGCCAUGUGUCUGGAGAAGUAUCAACCUUUUCAAAUGCCAUGAAUAAACAGGCAACGCUUUCAGUUAA